Striga asiatica is the source of this 342-nucleotide messenger RNA. Lineage: Eukaryota; Viridiplantae; Streptophyta; Magnoliopsida; Lamiales; Orobanchaceae. The record is from the annotation of a GenBank genome assembly.
AUGAAGGCGAGCUUCCAGCCGGGUUUCGGGUCCGAAAUCGAGUCGGCCCGGGAAGCGAGCCGGAGGAGCGCCGCGUCGUCGCCGUCGCCUUCGGCCGGGAAUUGGGUCGCCGGCGGCAGCGGGCCGGUUGUACGGUUCUUGAUUGUGGGUCUUGUGAGUGGUUUGCUAGGAGGUAGUAAAAUAGGGUCUGAAAUUAUUGUUGCCGUUGUUGUGUUGGCGGUGGUCGGUGCUGACGUGGCGGCGGAGGUGGUGGAGUUUCGGGUGAGAGUGAGAAUGGCGGCGAGGUGUAGAGAGAGGAGAAGAGCACAGACAAGGAGGUUAAUGCUAGUCACCAAAUUAUGA